This is a messenger RNA of Xenopus laevis (African clawed frog), 2485 nucleotides long. RefSeq names its product POU class 3 homeobox 2 S homeolog (gene pou3f2.S). Gene Ontology annotation, cellular component: nucleus. Gene Ontology annotation, molecular function: DNA-binding transcription factor activity; DNA binding; RNA polymerase II cis-regulatory region sequence-specific DNA binding. Gene Ontology annotation, biological process: brain development; regulation of DNA-templated transcription; regulation of transcription by RNA polymerase II. Lineage: Eukaryota; Metazoa; Chordata; Amphibia; Anura; Pipidae. The record is from RefSeq and is marked provisional.
GCGAGGGGAAGAAGCUGUCAAAUGCUCGGCUCCUUUAAGCAGCCAUAUCAGUCGCUCUCGGAGAAUCAUGGCGACUACUGCGUCCAACCACUACAACCUGCUGGGCUCCGGCUCCUCCAUCGUGCACGCGGAUCCUGGCGGCAUGCAGCAGGCGCAGAGCUACAGAGAUGCACAAACGCUGGUGCAGAGCGACUACACGCUGCAGAGUAACGGGCACCCCCUCAGUCACGCUCACCAGUGGAUCACAGCGCUGUCCCACGGCGACGGAGCCCCCUGGGCAACCAGUCCUCUGGGCCAACAGGACAUCAAGCCCACAGUGCAGUCCAGCAGGGAUGAGUUGCACGUCAGCGGCACCUUGCAGCACCAGAGCAGAGCCCCUCACCUAGUGCACCCUGCUCACGGCAACCACCAUGGACCAGGGGCAUGGAGGAGCACCGGCUCUACCCACCUGUCCAGCAUGGCUUCCUCCAAUGGUCAGGGGCUGCUGUACUCUCAGCCCAGCUUCACUGUCAAUGGCAUGAUCAACCCGGGCUCUGGGCAAGGCAUUCACCACCAUGGGCUCAGGGAUUCCCACGACGACCACCACGGCGAUCACGGGCACCAGCAAGUCUCCCAGGCGCAGCAACAGCACUCGCAGCUCCAAGGGGGGCACCAAGAUCACUCUGAUGAGGACACCCCGACUUCAGAUGACCUGGAGCAGUUUGCCAAGCAGUUCAAGCAGAGGAGGAUCAAGCUGGGAUUUACACAGGCGGACGUCGGGCUGGCCCUGGGCACCCUCUAUGGCAAUGUCUUCUCUCAGACCACCAUCUGUAGGUUCGAGGCCCUGCAGCUGAGCUUCAAGAACAUGUGCAAGCUGAAGCCUUUGUUGAACAAGUGGCUGGAAGAGGCGGACUCAUCCUCCGGGAGCCCCACCAGUAUAGACAAAAUUGCAGCCCAGGGAAGGAAAAGGAAAAAGAGAACCUCCAUAGAGGUCAGCGUCAAGGGGGCUCUGGAAAGCCAUUUCCUCAAGUGCCCGAAACCUUCAGCCCCGGAGAUCACCUCCCUUGCGGACAGUUUACAGUUAGAGAAAGAGGUGGUCAGGGUCUGGUUUUGUAACAGGAGACAGAAAGAGAAAAGAAUGACCCCCCCGGGAGGAACUAUUCCAGGAGCAGAGGAUAUAUAUGGGGCUAGCAGAGACACACCGCCACAUCUUGGGGUUCAGACUUCUGUACAGUGAACCCCGCCACUGGCCCACUUAGAACGUGGGAUUGUCCCUUUUAUACUCCCGACAAGCACUUGGACUAUCUCACCAGAUAGCAGGUGCACUCAAUGGGUCUGGCCCUGACCUUUGCACAAGGCUGCCCAGGAGAUGGAGUAGAGUGAGUAUAUCCAACAGUGGCUCCAACCUGUGAGUUGAUCUACAACCCUCAGCAUCCCCGAGGAGUUUAAAGGUUGCCGGAGGAUGUUGGAAGUUGUAUUUCAACAACAGUUGGAGGCAGUAGCAGGUUGGGCAUCUCUGGCUAUACAUCUGAAACACGUGAGAACCCGAGACUUGCAACAAUCCACCCAACGAAAAAUAAUACAAACAAACAUGAUUAACCCUGGUAAACUGGAGAGGUAGCUUUCUACACUGGAGGGGUGAUUCUCACCAUUGAAUUUUUUUGGUUUUAGCUGCUGUGUUUAUUUAAAAUGGAACCUUUUACAAACCCAAGUUUGACAGUAUUUAUACAGUCAGGAUUUUUUGCACUGCAAGGAAAGUGAAGUUUACAUGAACCCACCCAUGCAAAUUAAUGUGUCCCAAUCUAGAAGUAAAAAAAAAAAAGUUUGUUUUGUUCUGUUUUGUUUCUUAUUUUAUUCUUUUCAAUUGACAUGCAAAAUUGACACAGGGGACAAUUUUAGCCAAGCUUUUGGUUCAUGUACAAACUGCUACCGUGUUUUACUUUCCCCUUUGCCUCUUUAUCUUUCUUUUCUCCUCUCCAAGGUACUUGUGAAAUUUGUUAUAAAAUAUGUGUUUUAAACAGACGUGUAAUGCUUAUUUAUCUAAAGCCAGACAUGGGCAAAGGCUCUGAACGCGAGAUGUCAGUCUGUUAGUUGGACAAAUGUUGAGAAACUAGGCACAUUUCCAUAUUGAUGCUAAUGGGGCUUAGUUGAUCAUUAGUUGCAGUAAACAUUUACAGGCAGUGUUCGGAAGAAACAUGGGAGAAGUCGAAUGAGUUUUCAUUCCGAAUCACUUUCUUUUUUUCCCCUAAUAGGCCUGGUUGAAGUGUGUAUCUGGAAUUUCCAUGAGCAGAUCAAUCUUGUUUUUGUCACCCAGUCAAAUAAAUAAGUCCAUCUCAAUAAAGCAAUGCUAUCCCAAGCUGCAGCACAUGUCUGCUCUUCGUUAAAAAUAUAUAUAUAAUACUAAUUACAGUAUUUUUGCCUUUAUCCUGAAUGAAUGUUUUCAAAACCAGAAAAUUCCUCAUCCAAGAAAUUCUUUAAAUAAAACAUUUCAGCUCUUGUUGUUUAA